Molecule: messenger RNA, 1197 nt
Organism: Cadophora gregata
Lineage: Eukaryota; Fungi; Ascomycota; Leotiomycetes; Helotiales; Ploettnerulaceae
Exons: 3
Coding region: 1-1197 (398 amino acids)
Biological process (GO): acyl-CoA metabolic process; fatty acid catabolic process
Cellular component (GO): peroxisomal matrix
Molecular function (GO): fatty acyl-CoA hydrolase activity
Source: RefSeq, a predicted model, not a curated record
AUGCCAAAGCCCAAAGAGGAUCUUGGACGGCUGCCAUUCACGGAGCUCAUGAACCUUGUUCCCUUACCACAUUUUCGACCAAAUGGAAAGGAAGAGAGAGGACAGGAAAGGUUCAUGUCUACUCGGCCGGCUUUUAAUCCCGGACAAGGUUCUGCUUAUGGAGGACAUGUCUUCGCGCAGAGUGUGUGGGCGGCGAGUUUUACUGUUGGUGAGGAGAUGGUUGUACAUAACGUCCAUGGCUUCUUCCCCCUACCUGGACAAGUCGACAGGCCAUACAUCUACACCAUCUCACAUCUCUCCGAAGGCCGUUCAUACUGCACAAGACAAGUAAGUGUACGACAACCGGUCUCGCCCUCUUUCAAAUCACCUCCUCUCCCGUAUUUUGCCACCUCAUCUCCAGAUCAGAUCCCGAGGUUUGAGAUCGAAGAUUCGGAGGCGGAAUUGGGGAAGGUGUGUUUCUCGGCAAUGAUCAGUUUUAAGCGAGAUGAAGAAUACGGUAAAGGUCACCAGAUGGAAGUGGGCAUUAGGGAGAGGUACAGGAGGGUCAUUGGGGUUAGGAGACCGGACAGUUGGGCGUUCGUGCCGAGGGUUGAUUCGUCCUGGGUUAAACGAGCAACAAGCCGCUACCCAUUGGCGAAUACCUUCCCAGGACUGACCAUGCACCGCGUCGAUAUGUCCUCCUUCAAUUCUUCCCUUUCCCCAAUGUCCUAUCGCCAACUAACUUACUACACACCUCUGGGACGAAUCCCUUCCUCUUCACCCAAUCUCCAUGCCUGCGCACACCUCUACGCUAGCGAUCGCAACUCCCUCUACCUCAUCACCAACGCGUUAAAGACCGGUGAAAUUGUCCGCCAAAUGGGCAGUUUAUCACAUUCAGUGGUGUUCCACGUCCCAAUCCAAGAUCUGCUUGUCAAAGAGGGAGAGUGGUGUGUUCAAGAAGCAUGGACGCCGAGAAGCGGGAGUGGGAGAGGUGUGCAUGAGAGUUGGAUAUGGAAGUUGGAGGAUGGUGAGGAGGGAAAUAGGAGGGAUGUGCAUAUUGCCAGUUCGUGGCAAGAAGGGCUGGUGAGGUAUUCGGAGGAGAGGAGUGAGCAGAAACAGAGGUUGCUUUGGUUCGAGGGAAUGAGGAGCAUGGGGCUGCUGGGUGAUGAUAUCUAUGACGAGGAAGGACUUCCGAGAAGGGAGAGGGAGAAGUUGUAG